Molecule: messenger RNA, 3366 nt
Organism: Pseudoliparis swirei
Lineage: Eukaryota; Metazoa; Chordata; Actinopteri; Perciformes; Liparidae
Product: insulin-like growth factor-binding protein 3
Exons: 4
Coding region: 1659-2534 (291 amino acids)
Biological process (GO): regulation of insulin-like growth factor receptor signaling pathway
Cellular component (GO): extracellular region
Molecular function (GO): fibronectin binding; insulin-like growth factor I binding; insulin-like growth factor II binding
Source: RefSeq, a predicted model, not a curated record
UCUUCUUCUUCGUCGUAGUCUUCUUCGUCGUCCUCUUCUUCUCCUUCGUCGUCGUCUUCUUCUUCGUCUUCGUAGUCGUUGUUGCGUGGGUCCGGAGCGGCGAACACGAUGGCAGCAGGUCACGUUGACCGGUAUCUUCCCCGCAUCGCACACAGCUGAUCUCGUGUCUGAGUGUGUUGUGACUUCCCUCCGGCGUCAUGGAACCUGUUUAUAACUUCAGCACUCGGAUCGUCAAGUCAAUUCAACAACAAUAAAUAUUAGAGACAUCUAAUAUAUAUGUUGACUAUACAAUCAUUCUGAGCCUGGCAUUAUCCAAUGUGCAUUUCUGUGCUCUGGAAAUGGACACGUCUCAUUUUUAUUUUCAGAAAACCGAGCAUACUUAACUUAAUAUGAUUGUCUCGAUGUGCAUAUCGAUGUUAGUUAAUCUUUUUUUUAACAUAUUCACCUGUAGUGUCUUCCAAAGUUGAAUUUCUCACCCUGUUGGGUUGUCUCAUCGAUAGAAAUGCCCAAUAUUCAAUAACCAUUUGUUGUUGAUGUAAAGCGUCAUGCUGCAAGAUGACUAAGAAUAGAAUAAAAAGGUCAAGCACCACAACAUAACGUAUACGCCGCUUCAGUAAACGUUCCUCCUGGUUGUGUGUUUGCAGCUUAAACACCGAACCGAAGCUCAAAGUUAUCGUCUAAUGCGUGGAGCGGUCACCAUGGUCACACACACACACACACACACAUGUCAUCACUCAUACACUCAUCAUGCAGAUGAAGUCACUUUGGCCUCUUAACCCUUGUGUUGCCUUCGGGUCAUUUUGACCCGAUUCAAUAUUUAACCCUCCUGUCGCCUUCGGGUCAAUUUGACCCGAUUCAAUGUUUAAUGUCGGUGUUCUUUCGAGAGUCAACAAACAAACAUAAAGUACCUCACACUUAAACUUGGAAAACAAUAUUAAUUCUAAUAAUUUUCUGGAGAUUUUAAUAGCUGGGGUCAUAUUGACCUCAAGGGUAAAAUAUGUUAGUAAAUAUAAAGGUAACAGGAGGGUUAAACAUUGAAUCGGGUCAUAUUGACCCGAAGGCGACAGGAGGGUGAAACAUUGAAUCGGCUCAAAUUGACCCGAAGGCAACACAAGGGUUAAGUUCACCACAAGUGUCCCUGAAUCAUUGAGAAAUUAGAGCAUCAGUGGACACACACACACACACACACAUUAAUGGCGCCCCCUAUGAACAACUAUCUGCAUGGCAGAUGCCUGGACUCAAGCGUGCGCGCGCCCUUCAAACUUGAGAGUGGACGCGCAUUAAAACAUCAUAUUAACAUGAUUACUUUCCUUUAGUCUGAUCUCCUCUCCAACGCAUUUUAUUUAUGUUUCAGAAUAUUAAAAUCUCAACUGAAUCCCGCAGCUCAAGCAAAAAUAAGUUUCUAAAUAGUUUAAAUGUGUAUUUAAAUUCUUUAAUCACUUCAUUGGUAUUCAAACCGCUCGCUGACGUGCCGCGCGCCGCCGCUCCGCCGCUCGGAGUAACGGAGUCGAGGCGCUUCAUCGGCCGACCGCAGGCUGCCGCUCGGGGGUGUGACUACAGUCACCGGGCUCUAUAUAUAUUGAGAUGUUUUGUCCGGUGGCUUCACGUGAAUUAGAGAGCCGCCGCCCAGUGACACGUCUCCGCGGUCGGACGGCGCAAUGGACUCCCGCUUCGCUUCCCUCUGCGUCAUUCUCCUCCUGGCGUCGUUCGCGCGCAGGUCAGGUGCGGUCGGACCCGUCGUGAGAUGCGAGCCGUGCGACGUCCUCGCGCGGCUCCUGUGCAAACCGCUGCCCCGGGACUGCGCCGAGAGGGUCCGCGAGCCGGGCUGCGGCUGCUGCAUGAGCUGCGCGCUGAGCUCCGGGCAGCCGUGCGGCGUGUACUCCGGCCGCUGCGGCUCCGCGCUCACGUGUCAGCACCAGCCCGGAGAGACGAAGCCACUGCAGGCGCUGCUGGAGGGACGCGGCGUCUGCGCCAACGCCACGCACCGGAACCGAGGAGUGUCCACCGGACCCACGCGACCGGUCAAUGAACUGCCAGCGGAGAACAUAGAGACCCAGGACGAGGAGGGCAAUUCCACCGGGUCGAGCCUCCAGACGCCGUCCAGCACCCACAGGCCCACGGGGCCCCUGAGACCUCCGCUCCACCCGUUCUUCCCCUCCGCCAAGUCGGAGGUGCUCCGGCGGGAGCAGCAGAAGAGGACGCAGAGCUUAAAGAUGGAGGCGCUCCCGGGACCGCUCAUCACCGACCAGCAGAACUUCUCUCUGGAGACCAAACAGGAGCCCGAGUAUGGGCCCUGUCGGAGAGAGAUCGAGGGCAUCCUCAGCAGCCUGAAGAUCACCGACAUCCUCAACCCCAGAGGGUUCCGCAUCCCGAACUGUGACAAGAAGGGCUUCUACAAGAGGAAACAGUGCCGCCCGUCCAAAGGCAGAAAGCGAGGCUUCUGUUGGUGCGUGGACAAAUACGGGCAGCCCGUGCCAGGUUUCAGUGAGAAGGAGCGAGGAGACGCCCCGUACUACAACUCCGAGAGCCAAUAGGAGCAGGGCAGGACGGAGGGAGGGAUUGUUUUUGUGGGGGGGGUUGUGAGAGCAAGAAGAAUUGUAAACGAAUGGAGACACUGAAGAUAUUGGGAGAGGGGUCAAGAGAUGGCUACGCCAGCACAUGGAUGUUCUGCUACUUCCAGCCGCCGCCUGUGGGACCUUUUCUAUUUUACGAGGAACCAGGAGGGGGAGGAGGACUUUUAUGCAAAGUAUGGACUCUUCACAAGCUUUUUUUUUUGUCUCUUGUCUCUUGACCCAACCAGGACAACUUCUGGGAAGAGGAUGUGACUGAUCUCAGAGGCCUCGUUCCCAAUAUGAAAACGAUAAAAUGAAAAGAAAGAAGAAAAAACAGAGACAUUUGUCACACACAAGGAUGAGAGUGCUCGUCAUCUACGCACAAUUGAGUGGCAUUGCACGUUGUGUGCGUGUGUGUUGUCACGACAACCGUUAAUCUAUGUAUGCGUGUGUGUAUGAAUAUGUCUUUUGGAUGCGGUGCCUUACUUUUCUACGAGCUGCUUCCUGCUACUCGGGGCGUCGGGCUGUGCAGCUCAGACACGACGUAUACUUACAAAAUAAAAAAGAAGGUUUUAUUGAUCUGAAGCCACGAGAAGAGGGAGGUUGAGUCAUCCUGUGGUCGUUACUGUUCUGGUGUCACUUUGAGUUGAAUUUUUGGGAUAAAGGCCACAAAGCGUUAUCUCUGAUCUCUGUGUAUAUAGCCGGUGGUCACCUCCAUCACUUGCCUUGGUGUAAGUGUUUAAUACGCUGUUUGCAUGUACAAUGCAACCCCUCAGAGGUCUAUUUUUUACUUAAUAAAGGCAGUAUAAAAGUU